AUGGACUUCCGGGUCAUCCGGGUCAAAGAGGAGAACCAGGCUUUCAAGGAAAAACGGGCCCCCCAGGGCCUUCAGGGGAAGUCAGGGGAACCUGGACCAACAGGAGACCGCGGUCACCCGGGAGCACCGGGCGUACCCGGAGAGCACGGUUUACCUGGGGCUGCUGGGAAAGAGGGCGGAAAGGGGGAUCCUGGUUUACCGGGGACAUCAGGGAAGAACGGUCCAACUGGACUGAAGGGGUUCAGAGGGAGCAGAGGAGCUACUGGAGUUAUGGGACCUCCUGGUUUGAAAGGAGCAACAGGCCCCGGUGGAUCCCCCGGAUCUCUGGGGCCAUCAGGAGAACGAGGCCCUCCAGGACCAGCCGGGGCAAUCGGACAGCCUGGUCGUGCCGGAGCGGUUGGAGGACCGGGACCAAUGGGAGAGAAGGGGGAGCCUGGAGAGAAGGGCCCUAUUGGACCUGCAGGUAAGGACGGGGAUCUGGGUCUGGUAGGAAUGCCCGGAGCAACAGGACCUGCAGGACCUUCGGGGGAUGAUGGGGAUAAGGGGGAGCAGGGAGGACCUGGACAGAAAGGCAGCAAAGGAGACAAGGGGGAAGCGGGCCCCUCGGGUCCUACUGGCACCCAGGGGCCAGUUGGUCAGCCUGGUCUUCCAGGUGUAGAUGGGCUGUCUGGCCCUCGAGGGCAGCAGGGUAUGUACGGCCCCAAAGGAGACGAGGGGCCCCGUGGUUUCAAGGGCUCCAGAGGGCCAAGAGGAUUACAGGGUAUGCCUGGCUUACCUGGAGAAAAGGGAGAGAGCGGACAUGUUGGUUUGAUGGGUCCACCUGGACUACAAGGCCCCAAUGGUGCUCAAGGACCUAUGGGAGGACUGGGACAAACCGGCAGACCUGGGAUGAUUGGACAGCCGGGUGUUGUGGGGGAAAAGGGAGAGGAUGGAGAAGCGGGUGACCCUGGACCAGUCGGUAUUCCAGGAAGGCUAGGUGACAAAGGAGACCAAGGUGAAAAGGGAGAUACGGGCCCUCCAGGAGCCGCCGGUCCCCCGGGGGCCAGGGGCAUUCCAGGAGAGGAUGGAGCAAAGGGCAAUGGUGGUCCUAUAGGUCUGACUGGUGACCUUGGUCAGCAGGGAGAGGCAGGACCCAAUGGUGUAGAUGGCCUCCUUGGAUCUAAAGGCGACACCGGAGAAUCUGGUAAAUCUGGACCCCCAGGGGCAACAGGGGAGCCUGGACCACCGGGGCCUCCUGGACGAAGGGGACACUUGGGAAAACCCGGAAAGGAAGGAAAAGAAGGCCUGAAAGGAACAAAGGGGACCCCUGGACUGGAGGGUCCCAUUGGAAAGACGGGACCCAGAGGUUCUCAAGGGCAUCCAGGAAAAAAUGGUCCACAGGGCCUGAGAGGAAUCCCUGGACCAGCAGGUGAGCAGGGUUUAAAUGGGCCACCGGGUCAAACUGGACCUCCAGGUCCCAUGGGUCCACCAGGUUUACCAGGCCUCAAGGGAGAUCCUGGCAGGAAGGGAGACAAGGGUCACGGUGGACUAAUCGGACUCAUAGGACCUCCAGGAGACAUCGGAGAGAAAGGUGACAGAGGACUACCAGGAAGCCAAGGCCUUCAAGGUCCAAAAGGAGAUGAGGGUCCAGUCGGCCCACCAGGCCCACCUGGACCUCUGGUCCCACAGGACUGUCUGGUGCUAUUGGUCAAAAAGGCUCCAAAGGGAACCAGGGUCCGAUAGGUCCCAGAGGAGACACCGGCCCUGUGGGGCCUCCAGGACCACCUGGACGGGCCGCUGU
Molecule: messenger RNA, 1780 nt
Organism: Xiphophorus hellerii (green swordtail)
Lineage: Eukaryota; Metazoa; Chordata; Actinopteri; Cyprinodontiformes; Poeciliidae
Product: collagen alpha-1(XI) chain-like
Exons: 27
Coding region: 1-1722 (573 amino acids)
Cellular component (GO): extracellular matrix
Source: RefSeq, a predicted model, not a curated record